Molecule: messenger RNA, 339 nt
Organism: Soboliphyme baturini
Lineage: Eukaryota; Metazoa; Nematoda; Enoplea; Dioctophymatida; Soboliphymatidae
Source: the annotation of a GenBank genome assembly
AUUGGGAUCGUUAUUUUACGACGAUGUGACUACACGAAAGGAACUCCGCUAUGGCGAAUGACCAACACUUUGGGCCUGUGCAACUUCUGUUCAGCAAUGCGAAUCCUGCCGUCAAAUUACUACCCACGGUUCAUCAACGAAGUUGUUUGCGAUGACAACGACACUGGCUGCCUGUCGAACUACGGGUUUUGUAAACCAAAAUCAAGGGCAGUAGAGGUAUUUGUAAACAAUGGUACACAGGAAAACGCAAUAUGGACGAAGGUUUUCAUCAUUAUCUCUGUUUCGUGCGAAUGCUAUGUACAGGACGGAUCAGAGCUGCAUGAGUUUGUAAGUACAUAA